Messenger RNA from Candoia aspera, 1758 nucleotides. It is a transcript of the gene LPAR4, whose product is annotated as lysophosphatidic acid receptor 4. Gene Ontology annotation, biological process: positive regulation of Rho protein signal transduction; phospholipase C-activating G protein-coupled receptor signaling pathway. Gene Ontology annotation, cellular component: plasma membrane. Lineage: Eukaryota; Metazoa; Chordata; Lepidosauria; Squamata; Candoiidae. The record is from RefSeq and is a predicted model, not a curated record. The transcript has 2 exons. The coding region runs from base 495 to 1541 and encodes 348 amino acids. Gene Ontology annotation, molecular function: lysophosphatidic acid receptor activity.
CCGCGCCCCCGCGCGGCGCCCAGGCGACUCCAGCGCGGAGGUGGGGAGGGGGCGCUACCGGCGGCGCUUUCGGAGGCUCCCGGGCGGCGCCUUCCACCUGGUCGGAACAAAGGAGCCGAGCGCGGACUGGCUUCGCCCCGGCCGGCGAGAGGGAUGAAGUUCGGCCCUUCCUAGCCCCCGCAGCAGGCGCGCUCCCGGGCCUGGGCGGAGAGCCGACUGCGUGGCCGGAGUUGCGAGCGGGGCAGCCGGGGAGGAUCUAUGGGGCGCGCUGCCCGGCGUGCGGCAUCUUUGGAGCGGAUCCGGAGCGCCUGGCUACCGCGGUGGCCGGUAAUCCCGUCUUGAGCGGCUUCCCUUUGUUGGGAGAAAGGCUCACAUCAUGACUCUGUGGCUGCAAGCUUUCAACCAGCAGAACGUGCUUCUUGAGCCAGUUGGAGCUCCCUGAAUGUCAGUGCAUGGAUGCCACUUAAUUUUGCUUCACAAAGUGCAGUGCUGGAAUGGGAAAUCACAGCAACAACCAUACCUGUAUAACCGAUGAUUCCUUCAAGUACAACCUCUAUGGAGCUGUCUACAGUGUGGUGUUCAUCCUUGGCUUAAUCACCAACUGUGCCUCUCUGUUUGUCUUCUGGUUCCGCAUCAAAAUGCGGAGCGAGACCACCAUUUUUAUGACCAACCUGGCAGUCUCAGACUUGCUCUUUGUGUUCACACUCCCAUUCAAGAUCUUCUACAACUUCAACAGGAACUGGCCAUUUGGAGACCCUUUGUGCAAGAUCUCAGGAACCGCCUUCCUGACCAAUAUCUACGGAAGUAUGCUAUUCCUCACCUGCAUCAGUGUGGACCGCUUCCUCGCUAUUGUCUACCCUUUCCGGUCUCGUUUGGUUAGGACAAGACGUAAUUCAGCAAUCGUCUGUGCAGGAGUAUGGAUUUUAGUUCUCAGUGGAGGGAUCCUGGCAUCCUUGUUUUCCACGACUAAUACCACCAGUGACAUAACAACAUGUUUCGAAGGGUUUCCCAAAGAUGUAUGGAAGACCUACUUAUCCAAGAUUACAAUAUUUAUUGAAGUGGUUGGCUUCAUCAUUCCCCUUAUGCUCAACCUAACAUGUUCAUCACUGCUUCUGAGGACUCUCAGGAAGCCGGCCACCCUCUCCCAGAUUGGCACAAACAAAGAAAAAGUGCUCAAGAUGAUAGUGGUUCAUGUCACCAUCUUUGUGGUGUGCUUUGUCCCCUACAAUUCCAUCCUUUUCCUUUAUGCCCUUGUACGUUCUCAGGCUGUAGCCAACUGUUCUCUGGAGAAGUUCGCAAAGACCUUCUACCCAAUCACACUGUGCAUUGCCACUCUCAACUGUUGCUUUGAUCCUUUUGUCUACUACUUCACAUCAGAAUCUUUCCAGAAAUCUUUCUAUGUAAUUCCUCAUCUCAAAACUGAUUCCCUUUUCAAAACUGAAAGCCGUCUAACAAAAGUUCCUCUGCCACCAAUACAGGAGGAGAUGAGUGACCAGACCAUUACAAAUGGGGGAGACUUGACCUGUGAAUCCAAUUUUUAAUUUUGAAGCUUUCUGCACUAACAGUAGGAUAGGCAUUGGACUGCAGAGAAUGUGGUAUUAUCCCAGUAGAUGGGAAGUAUGUAGAAUAUAUAGUAAUGAAAAGUCAAGCAGAUGCUCUUCCUUCUGAAAACUCAUCCUCAUGUUUUCACUUGAGUAAUGUUGCCCACGUGUACAUUUUGCUUUUGAAGCUACAGAAUAAUAAAAUAUUUCAUCUUUA